Molecule: messenger RNA, 1704 nt
Organism: Aegilops tauschii subsp. strangulata
Lineage: Eukaryota; Viridiplantae; Streptophyta; Magnoliopsida; Poales; Poaceae
Product: serine--tRNA ligase, cytoplasmic
Biological process (GO): seryl-tRNA aminoacylation
Molecular function (GO): ATP binding; serine-tRNA ligase activity
Source: RefSeq, a predicted model, not a curated record
AAGAGAGUAUACUGGCCCCGACUCGAUCUCGGAAGAAAAAAUCCGGCCCCGACCCGACCCUCCGCCGCCGCCGCCGCUCGCAGCGCAGCCGCCUCGCCCCCGUCGGCGGAGAAGUUGGCCUAGCCGCGGUCGCACGAGGAGAUGCUCGACAUUAACCUCUUCCGCAAGGAGAAGGGCGGCGACCCUGAGCUCGUCCGCCAGUCGCAGCGCAGCCGCUUCGCCCCCGUCGAGCUCGUCGACGAGGUCAUCGUCCUCGACGAGGCGUGGCGCCAGAGGCAGUUCGAGCUCGACAAGAUCCGGCAGGAGCUCAACAAAACCAGCAAGGAGAUCGGCAAGCUCAAGGCCAAAAAGCAGGAUGCGACGGAGCUGAUACAGAGCACGGAGGAGAUUAAGAAGAGGCUGGCCGCCAAGGAGACCGAGGUGCAGGAGGCCAAGACCACCCUCGACGCCAAGCUCGUUACCAUCGGCAACCUCGUGCAUGAAUCCGUGCCCAUCAGCAACGACGAGGCAAACAAUGCUAUUUUGCGGACAUGGGGAGAGAAGAGACUGGAGGAGAAAUUGAAGAAUCAUGUGGAUCUUUGCAUAAUGCUUGACAUCGUGUCUUUGGAUAAGGGUGCUGAUGUAGCUGGUGGAAGAGGUUUCUUUUUGAAGGGCGACGGUGUUCUCCUGAACCAGGCGUUGAUAAAUUUUGGGCUAUCAUUCCUGGGAAAACGAGAAUUUACACCAAUGCAAACUCCUUUUUUCAUGAGAAAGGAAAUCAUGGCAAAAUGUGCCCAGUUGGCCCAAUUUGAUGAGGAGCUCUACAAAGUAACAGGUGACGGAGAGGAUAAGUAUCUCAUAGCAACAUCGGAGCAACCGCUAUGUGCUUAUCAUCUAGGUGAUCGAAUUUAUCCUGCAGAUUUGCCGAUCAGAUAUGCUGGGUUCUCCACGUGCUUCCGGAAAGAAGCUGGUUCACACGGGAGGGACACAGCUGGCAUCUUCAGAGUCCACCAGUUUGAAAAGAUCGAGCAGUUCUGCGCCACAGGUCCAAAUGACAAUGUAUCCUGGGAAAUGCAUGAGGAGAUGAUUAAGAAUGCAGAAGAUUUUUAUCAGGCGAUUGGGCUACCAUAUCAACUAGUUUCGAUUGUCUCUUGUGCUCUUAACGAUGCAGCAGCUAAGAAGUAUGAUUUGGAAGCAUGGUUCCCUGCAUCAAAAACCUUCCGAGAAUUAGUAUCCUGUUCAAAUUGCACAGAUUAUCAGGCAAGGAGACUUGGAAUAGGCUAUGGCCAGAAAAAGAAUGAUGAGCAAUCGAAGCAGUUUGUUCAUAUGUUGAAUUCCACGCUGACUGCAACUGAGAGGACCCUUUGUUGUAUUCUGGAGAACUACCAGAGGGAGGGUGGUGUUGAAGUGCCAGAGGUGUUGCGGCCGUUCAUGCUUGGAAUAGAUUUCCUUCCUUUCAAGCGGCCUCUUGUUGAUAGCAAACAAGCUGCUGCUGACUCCAAACCCAACAAGUCUAAACCAAAGGGGAAUGCGGCUUGAGCUGUAAGGGUAGCAAAAUGAAAAUUGUUUCCAGGCAGAUAAUGAUGGAUCCUUCCUUUUAUUAAUCUCUGAAUCGUCUGUGGCAUGGUGAUGAUUUGGUGUCCCAUUUUGGAUGUUUGGUUACAAAAUAUUGCAAUCCAGGGCACAGUUUACCACAAAGUAUAUUAGUGUUUUUCAUGACUAUUA